Marmota flaviventris (yellow-bellied marmot) is the source of this 7359-nucleotide messenger RNA. It is a transcript of the gene Ercc6, whose product is annotated as ERCC excision repair 6, chromatin remodeling factor. NCBI's taxonomy places the organism in Eukaryota, Metazoa, Chordata, Mammalia, Rodentia, Sciuridae. Gene Ontology annotation, biological process: transcription-coupled nucleotide-excision repair. Gene Ontology annotation, molecular function: ATP-dependent activity, acting on DNA; ATP binding. The record is from RefSeq and is a predicted model, not a curated record. Gene Ontology annotation, cellular component: nucleus.
CUUUUCGCUUUACGUGUGUUGCAGUUACGUGGCCCUGGGAGUUGUUCGUAUGUACAAACAACCCUCCACACCAGGAUUCAGCUCACCCCUGGCCACAGAAUCCCCUAGUGCUCAAGGGAGAGGACACUGAAGAUAGUCUGUACAAGAUGCCAAAUGAAGAAAUCUCUCACUCAAGUCAAACUCAGGAGCAAGACUGUUUACAGAGACAACAUAUUAGUACUAAUGAAGAAUCAUCAACUGAGCAAAAAAAUGGUGGGGAUGCAGAGAAGAAGGAGCACCUCCCUUCUCCUUCCUCCGACUUUGGGCCCUCUACUUCUACUGAGGGCUGUACAUCGACAGCUGCAAGGAGAGGUCCAGUCCUGCUGCACAUUGACAGGCAUCAGAUCCCGGCUGUGGAGCCCAGUGCACAGGCCCUGGAAUUGCAAGGCCUGGGCGUGGAUGUUUAUGACCAGGCUGUGUUGGAGCAGGGUGUGCUUCAGCAGGUGGAUAGUGCAAUCCUUGAGGCUAACCGCGUAGCACAGCUCGUUGACGCUGAGAAGGAGUAUCGUUCAGUCCUGGAUGACCUCAUGUCAUGUACAACAUCUCUAAGGCAAAUCAAUAAAAUUAUUGAACAGCUUAGCCCUCAAGCUGCCACCAACAGAGACAUCAACAGGAAACUAGAUUCUGUAAAACGACAGAAGUAUAAUAAGGAACAACAGCUAAAGAAGAUCACUGCAAAACAGAAACGUCUGCAGGCCAUCCUUGGAGGAAUAGAGGUAAGAGUGGAACUGGAUCAUGCCAGCCUGGAGGAAGAGGAUGAAGAGCCGGGGCCGUCCUGUCUUGGCAGUAUGCUCAUGCCUGCCCAGGAGACUGCCUGGGAAGAGCUCAUUCGCACUGGUCAGAUGACACCAUUUGGUACCCAGGUCCCUCAGAAACAAGAGAAAAAGCCUAGAAAAAUAAUGCUCAAUGAGGCAUCAGGCUUCGAAAAGUAUUUGGCAGAUCAAGCAAAACUGUCUUUUGAAAGGAAGAAGCAAGCUGCUAAUAAAAGAGCAGCCAGAAAAGCCUCAGCCUUGGUCAUGUCUAAGGCUGGCCCAGGACCACAUGAAAACAAAACAAAUCAGAGAAGCAAAGUUCUCUCAAAAACAGACAAGUGCUUGAAAAAGCACAUCAGGAAGCUCCAGAAGAGGGCACUGCAGUUCCAGGGGAAGGUGGGGUUGCCAAGAGGGAAGAGGCCCCUUGAGUCAGAGGCCAGGCCAAAGUCAGAGGGAGAUUCUGAGAGUGGGGAGUCUUGGUCCUGUCUCACAGAGCAGGAAGAGGAGGCAGAGGCUGGCCUGUGUGGAGAUGCCACUGACUAUGAACUGAGGUCUGUGCUCAAGGGCAGGAAACGCCAGAAGAAAGCCUCAGUGCAGGAGGUUGAUGACGAUUUUUUCCCAAGUUCUGGGGAAGAAGCUGAAGCCAAUGGAGGAGGAAAAGGAAGUCGAAAAGUAGUGAGAUGCCAAGAUGAUGGAGAUGAAGAUUAUUAUAAACAGCGAUUAAGGAGGUGGAAUAAACUAAGACUGCAAGACAAAGAGAAACGUCUGAAACUUGAAGACGAUUCUGAGGAAAGUGAUGCCGAAUUUGAUGAAGGUUUCAAAGUGCCAGGCUUUCUGUUCAAAAAGCUCUUUAAGUACCAGCAGACAGGUGUUAGGUGGCUGUGGGAAUUGCACUGCCAGCAGGCAGGAGGAAUUCUGGGAGAUGAAAUGGGAUUGGGCAAGACCAUCCAGAUAAUUGCCUUCUUGGCAGGUCUGAGCUACAGCAAGAUCAGGACUCGUGGUUCAAAUUACAGGUUCGAAGGGUUGGGUCCCACUAUACUUGUCUGUCCAACCACAGUGAUGCAUCAGUGGGUCAAAGAAUUCCACACAUGGUGGCCUCCAUUCAGAGUGGCAGUUCUACAUGAAACUGGCUCCUACUCCCACAAAAAGGAGAAACUAAUUCGAGAUAUUGCUCAUUGUCAUGGAAUUUUGAUAACUUCUUACUCCUACAUUCGUCUGAUGCAAGAUGAUAUUAGCAAGCAUGACUGGCACUAUGUGAUCUUGGAUGAAGGACACAAAAUUCGAAAUCCAAAUGCUGCUGUCACACUUGCUUGCAAGCAGUUUCGCACACCUCAUCGGAUCAUCUUGUCUGGCUCACCGAUGCAGAAUAACCUCCGGGAGCUCUGGUCCCUCUUUGAUUUUGUCUUCCCGGGGAAGUUAGGCACAUUGCCUGUGUUUAUGGAGCAGUUCUCUGUCCCCAUCACCAUGGGGGGAUAUUCCAAUGCUUCUCCAGUACAGGUUAAAACUGCUUAUAAGUGUGCAUGUGUCUUACGAGACACCAUAAACCCAUACCUUCUGCGGAGAAUGAAGUCAGAUGUCAAGAUGAGCCUUUCUUUGCCAGAUAAAAAUGAACAGGUCUUAUUUUGCCGUCUUACAGAUGAGCAGCAGAAAGUCUACCAGAAUUUCAUUGAUUCCAAAGAAGUUUACAGGAUUCUCAAUGGAGAGAUGCAGAUUUUCUCUGGACUUAUAGCUUUAAGAAAAAUCUGCAACCACCCUGAUCUCUUUUCUGGAGGUCCCAAGAAUCUCAGAGGUCUUCCAGAUGAUGAACUAGAAGAAAAUCAGUUUGGAUACUGGAAACGUUCUGGGAAAAUGAUUGUUGUUGAAUCUUUGUUGAAAAUAUGGCAAAAGCAGGGUCAGCGAGUGUUGCUGUUUUCUCAGUCAAGACAGAUGCUACACAUACUAGAAGUGUUCCUGAGAAGCCAGAAGUAUUCCUAUCUCAAGAUGGAUGGAAGCACUACCAUAGCAUCAAGACAACCAUUGAUUACAAAAUACAAUGAGGACACGUCCAUCUUCGUGUUUCUUUUGACCACGAGGGUUGGUGGCAUAGGAGUCAAUCUGACUGGGGCCAACAGAGUCAUCAUCUACGAUCCUGACUGGAACCCAAGCACUGAUACACAGGCCCGAGAGCGAGCAUGGAGGAUAGGCCAGAAGAAGCAGGUGACUGUGUAUAGGCUUCUGAUGGCAGGCACAAUUGAAGAGAAGAUUUACCAUCGACAAAUCUUCAAGCAGUUUUUGACAAACAGAGUACUAAAAGAUCCAAAACAAAGGCGGUUCUUCAAAUCGAAUGAUCUUUAUGAGCUGUUUACUCUGACUAGUCCUGAUGCAUCACAGAGCACUGAAACUAGUGCUAUUUUUGCAGGAACUGGUUCAGAUGUUCAGACACCCAAAAGCCAUUUAAAAAAAAAGAUUCCAUCAGCCUUUGGAACAGAUAGUGGAAUUCCAAAAUGCAGAAAAUUUCCUGAUUCUGAUACAUCUAUAAACGAUGCCUUAUUGACUGAAGAGAAAUCUAAGGCAACAGAAACUGAAGGAAAUACAGAAACUUCUACUGAAAGCAAUCCUUUAAAAAGUAACCCUCAUAGAAAUGGGAACGUAACUAGCAGUGAUGGGCUUGGAGAAGAGACAAAAGCAGUAUCUGGACGGGAGGAGCCAAUAGUGAUUAGUGGAAAUAGGGACUGUUCAGAUUCUGCAAGCAUUGGUGGAAAAUCCCAGCCAUCUGGUGAAGAAAGCACCGAUGAAAAGCAAAGUCCUUCUUAUAAAGGAGAAAGCUCCCAGGUUCAGUCAGAACGUCUUAGGAAGAAUGAACAAAUUGAAAGUCAUUUUUAUAAGCACAAGUCAAAAACAAAACAUCAUAAUGUGUCAGAAGAAGAGAUCUCAGAAAAACAUCUGCGGCAGCAGCCAAAGGCCAAAAACUCUAAGCAUUGUAAAGAUGCCAAGUUUGAAGGAAUUCGAGUCCCACACCUGGUGAAGAAAAGGCAGUACCACAAACGAGACACUGAGCCUGCGAGUGAGGCCCAGGAACGGAGCAGUGAUGAUUAUGUUUUGGAAAAGCUUUUCAAAAAAUCAGUGGGUGUGCACAGCGUGGUGAAGCACGAUGCAAUCAUAGAUGGAGCCAGCCCGGAUUAUGUCCUGGUAGAGGCAGAAGCCAACCGAGUAGCCCAAGACGCCUUGAAAGCCCUGAGGCUCUCUCGACAAAGGUGUCUUGGGGCAAUGUCUGGUAUCCCCACCUGGACUGGCCUCAGGGGGACUUCAGGUGCACCAGCAGGAAUAAAGAGUAGAUUUGGUCAGAAAAAGAACUCUAACCUCUCUGUGCAGCAUCCUUCAACAUCUCCAACAGAUAAAUGCCAGGAUGGUGUCAUGAAAAAGGAGGGAAAAGAUCAUGGCCCUGAUCACUUCAGUGGAAAAUUAGAAGAUUCAGAGUCUUCUUCUGGGGCUCUUGCUUCCUCCUCACUCUUGGCCAGAAUGAGAGCGAGAAAUCACCUAAUUCUCCCAGAGCGGUUAGAGAGUGAAAGUGGACACCUGCCAGAGGCUUCUGCCUCUCAGGCGCUCACCACAGAACAUGAUGACCUGCUGGUGGAAAUGAGGAACUUCAUAGCUUUUCAGGCCCACAUUGACGGCCAGGCCAGCACUCAGGAGAUUCUACAGGAAUUUGAGUCCAAGCUAUCAGCGUCACAGUCUUGUGUCUUUCGGGAACUAUUGAGAAAUCUGUGCACUUUUCAUAGAACUCCUCGAGGUGAAGGAAUUUGGAAACUCAAGCCAGAGUACUGCUAAACAACACUAAAUUUUCAGUCAUGUCUUCUACUGGAAGUGUAUGAUUACCAACUUGUGCUUAAUAAUCAUAUGUUUGUCAAGGAAAGUUGGCUGCCCCUAUGUUUACUUUAAAAUGGCAUCUACCUCAUAACUAAAACUUUAAAGAAAAAACUCUUCUCCAAAACUGAAAAGUUUUAAUAAUGCUAUUAGAAGAAAAAUACUUGGAUGGAUUGUUUUUUUCCAUUAUGAAUUGUGUUCUAAAAUCAGGGACUUAACAGUUGCUUCUUGGAGCACAUUUGUUCCUUUACCCAAAAGAUGGUGUCAGGGAGCAUAUAACUAUUCAUUUAGAAGUUUACAGAAUAGAGCUGCGUGCUGUGGUGCACUCCUAUAAUCCAGUGACUCAGGAGGCUGAGACAAGAGAAUCUCAGGUUGAAGGCUACCAUCAGCAACUUAGCGAGACCCUUUUUACUUUAAAGUAAAAAGUAAGAAGGGUUGGAGAUGUUUCUCACUAGUAAAGCUCCCUGGGUUGGAUUCCCAGUACUCAAAAAAAGAAGAAAAAGAAGAAGUUGUAGAAUAGAAGUCUCAAUUCUUUUUAUUGGUGCUAAAAACAUGUCUUACAUUUAGUCAGCCUAUUCAGUAAAUUAGUUUAUCAAUAUCUGAUAACAGUAUUUUGAUGCAUAAUUUUUAAAUGUUUAAAUUUAUCAUCUGCCAUACAUGAAAAGAUAAUAUUUCAAAUUUACAUCAUAUUAAUUGCCUUUAAACAAUCCUUCUUGAAAAAAUAUAAUUAAAUUUGCAGGGUUUUUCCCCCUUUUUUGGAAGCUGGGGAGAUUUAAUCCAGAGCCUCAUACAUGCUAAGCAUGCACUGUACCUCUGAGCGACAUCUCUAGUCGGAGAGCGUUUUUAUUAGUAAAGCAUGAAAGCCUGGUAAUAAAUAAUAAAGCAGAUAUUUGUCGAAAGUUUUAGUGUACUCAUUUUACUCUGGCUUUAAGCAAAACAUACAUUUUCCUCCCUAUUCUCACUAUUGGUUUUAGGAAAAUAAAAUGUGUUAUCAUAAAAAAAAAAAAAAAGGAAUAUCCAAGAAAAACCAAAAGUACAUGCAUGAAAGAACACAUGAGUGCUACACUGUACUACACUGUACAGGACCACGGCCAGGCAUCCCUUCCUCACCAUGAGGUGACCACCCUGCAGUGCUCUCUUUGUCCUCUUGCUGGCUGGUGUCUGAAGAUCUGUUGUUUCAUUUGUUGAGCUUGGUUUGCUGAGGGCACUGAUUGUUGUAGAUGUGACCACAGUUGUCUAAGUCAUCUUCUUUCUAGUGGCAUUCACCUCUUGUGCUGACAUUCACUGUGAUACUCUCCUGUUUUAAUGGUUUGGUUUUCAGCUAAUUGUGUACUUAGAGACUGUUAGAGUCUGUUAUAUUUAUGGCUCUGUGAUCGUGUAACCUUAAUCCUCAGUUUAUUUUCUUAGCUUUGCUUUUCUUGUUUACUUCUCAUAGUUUUUUUUUUUUUAUCAUUUCAAGUCUUGUUUUCUCAAGUUCAUUGCAUUCCUUAAAUUUCUUCUAAGCCAUCACAGUGCAUUUUUUUCUUGGAUGUGUUUUCUGCAACUUGCUAUUUUUUUCUUUGUCAUUUCUUUGUAUUUUGCUUGCCUCCCUCCCAUGCGGUAUUCUUAAAUCUUAAACUCAUGCUUAAGUGAACAGCUUUUCCCUGCAACACAGAGGGGAGGGUUCUGUGCAGGUGGUGCCCCUGCCAGGAUGCAUGUGGCUUUGGUUGGGGAACCCUGGUUUGAGACUUGCUGUUCUUUCUUUAGAUAGCUUAGGCCAGGGUUCCCUUCCCUUAGCAGAGUUAUAUUCCUAUCAGGAUUUUCUGCUUCUUUUCUUGGAUUCUGGCUUAUUCAUUUUGUUUGCUUUUAGUUUGAUUCAUAUAUAUAUUCAUAUAUAUUCAUUUUGCUAUUAUUAUCUAGAAGUCUUAGAAGGGAUUUCUAAACCACUCAAUAAAUCCUAAAGAGAAUCAAAACGUGUGACUGUUUAUGGGGUACAUUUUUAUUUUUGUAAUCAUUAGCAUAUAAGAAAAUUGUAUCUCCCCCUCCUGGCUUGUUCUCAGGGUAAAAUACUGAUCUGGUUCACUAGUGAGGAGCAUUUGGACAUUUUCCUUAUAGAGUCUGAAUCUAAAUUAUAUUGAGCUAGAGAAGUUGUAGCCUUCUCUUUGAGCAAGAAAUAAAAGUAUGAUGCAAUAAGUGCAAGAUAGUCCUCUUUCCGGUUCUGCUGCUGACAAGCCAUGGUCUUGGGUAGGUUGUGUACCUGUGAUCUAUAAACAUGGUCUUUAUGCCUCCGGGGUGAAGGGCAUUGAAGAACAGUGCUCUAAAUGGAAAGGUUUUAACAAUAUAGAGUAACUUAUUCAUUUAGAUGAAAGUUAAUUUUUGGAACAUGAAGUUCUUUGUACAAUGUGAAUAGAUUUAAUGUAUUGAAUGUAUUAUAUUAAUACAAAUAAAGGACUUGAAUUUUUUGUCAAGUUUUUAAAAUUCCUUAGUUACUAUGUGAAUGUACCGUCACUGUUAAAAAAUUUCAAGCAAUACGCAUGCUAUCUAUCUUCCCACCCAUGCACCAAUCUUGCUUCUGUUCCAGAGCUAAAUUCUAUAUUUGGAAUGUAUAUAGUUCCUAUACAGAUAUGUGUGUGUGUUCUUCUAGGCUGUUUUCCACACAUUUAUGAAACAAGUAGCAAAAAUUUGUUGCCAUAAUGUGUGUAUUUCCCCUUUCUUCCUUUAAUAAAAUUCCUGAACUUUACUUGGA